UUUAAGGCAUAAAGCUGGCAACAGAGGCUUAUUAAAUUUCCAUGGGUUGAGACACAACAUCCAGCCUAUGAUUUGAUAAAGUAUUCAGAAUAGCUGAGACACAGCAGAGCGCACUUACUCACGUACUCAGCACCAGGAGGACAGCUGCGAAACGAUAACACUGAUUUUACAUGAUUUGCAGCUAUUCACAGAUGCUUUGUGAAAACUGGAUUCAACACCAUGUUGGUCAGCCAGCUGCUCUUGCCUGUGUACAUCCUUACCUUCCUGAUCGGGCUUCCUGCCAACAUCCUUGCAUUCUGUACCUUCUGCCGCAAGGUCCACCGCAAACCUGCCCCCAUCGACAUCCUCCUACUGAACCUCACAAUCUCUGACCUCAUCUUUCUCACCUUUUUGCCCUUUAAAAUGAAAGAGGCUGUUGAUGACAUGAUUUGGAAGAUGCCAGAAUACCUGUGCCCCCUUAGCAGCUUUAUGUUCUUCUCUACUAUUUACACCAGCACAUUUUUCCUGACAGGAGUUAGCAUGGAACGCUAUCUGGGCGUUGCUUUUCCAAUCCAAUACUCUGUUUAUCGUCGGCCAUGCUACGCCGUGAUCGCCAGCCUGUUUUUCUGGCUUGUUGGCACUCUGAACCUCAGCAUUGUUUACAUUGUGCCAUCUUUGCCUUCCAACAACAGCAUCGAGGGUCAAAGUUUUAACUGGAACAUGACACAACCUUCAGUAAUGAAAUGCUAUAACAACUUUACCCAAGAGCAACUCAGUAUUCUGCUACCAGUGCGUCUGGAGCUGUUUGUAGUGCUCUUCUGCAUUCCUUUCCUUAUCUGUGGCUUCUGCUACAUUAAUUUCAUUCGAAUUCUCUCCAAGUUGCCUCACAUCAGUCGGCGGCGCAGGCUUAGGGCUAUCGGACUGGCCCUCGGAACUCUGGUGGUGUUUGCUGUCUGUUUUGGUCCCUAUAACGCCUCACACGUGGUCGGGUUCGUCCGAGCAGAGAGUGAAGACUGGCGAGAUCUGGCUUUGAUCUCCAGUACGUUAAAUGCCUGCCUAGACCCAAUUAUUUUCUACUUCUCGUCUGCAGCAGUACGAAGUGCAAUCAGUGGUUUUGUGAAAGGAAUGAAGGAGAAAAGUCAUGUCCUGAAGUGCAGGAAGAUUCAUUGUUGCCCCAUUCUGAUGUCUGAGACUGAUAAAUAUAGAGACAGAGACACACCUCCACUCGACAACCAGAGACAUUCCUUAGGACAACUGGAAUUAGAAAGAGCUCUAUAGAGAUUAAAAAAAGCCAUUGCUGUUUAACUGCAUAACAUCUCAUGACCUCCUAUUAUACAAUUUUAUGCAGCUACCUGGACAGCUUUCCAGCCCCCUACUGAAUUAUCAUUCCUUUUGUUUAAAAAGGACUGAUAACUGAAAGACUGAUUUGUUUUCUAUCAUGUUUUGACCAAAAAAAAAAAAAAAAAAAACAUUUUUUAUUAUUUUUAACUGCUUUUUGAGCUCGGUUUGAUUGCAGGAGCUGUUGAAUCAACUUGAUAUGUUUUCUUUAUUCAAAAUGGGCUUUAACAGAAUAAAGUCUGAUAUCUACAAUGUUGUAUGGUGCAUGUUGGCAAAUAUAUGGUAUGGUAUAUUGUAAGAACUUGGUCUCUUGACUGACUGAUUGCUGUUGAUAGAACCAAUUGAAGACCAUACCGUCUGUGAACAGCCCUUAAGUUGGUCAUCUUUGUGCUCUGGUCUUCAUCAGUGAACAUUCAAAGACUUAGUGCAGUCUAGGGCAGGAAAGAAUUAGUGUUAGUCCCUCAGGAGAUCUCAGUUACACAAUUCCACUGGACUACAAACUGUUGUAGAAAGGACAUUAUUUAGUGUACAUUGACGUUAUUUCCUGUCCAGUGUCACCCAAAUGAGGCUGAGGUUCCCUUUUGAGUCUGGUUCCUCUCAAGGUUUCUUCCUCAUAUCAUCUCAGGGAGUCACCAUCACCUCAGGCUUGAUCAUUAGGUAAAGAGGUUUGAGAUAAAUAGUCAUUUAAUUUAAAACUUUACAGUUUUUAUUCUGUUUUUGUGGUUCUGUAAAGCUGCUUUGAGACAACAUCAAUUGUUAAAAGUGCUACAAAAAAUUUUGAAUUGAAUACACGUGAUAUCCUCUGACUGAAAUAUCCUGAGACGUAGACUGUGGCCAUAAAGGACUCAUAGGAGGUUCAAUUGGAAUUAUGGGAAACAAGCCCAACACAAGUAUUUAAAACGAUCUUACAAAACAUGUCCUUCCAUUUUUAUUUGUCAAUAGAGACAAGAAAACUUUGAUAGGAUUAGUUCUAAGAGGCUAUUCCAUCUCCCUGGAGGAAAAUGACAAUUUGGAAAUCUGUUCUAAUUCAAUCCAUUCUUCAUACUUCAGACCAGACAGGACCGGAGAUGUAGAAAUCAAUUUUGGCAUAUUGAAUUGACUGUUCAAACCAGCCACUGUUUAAACCUUCACUCUAAUUGACUACAUUCAUUCAUCUUCAGUAACUGCUUUAUCCUAGUCAAGCUCAUGAUGGAUCCAAAGCCCUGGGAGUAGAGAUGGG
Messenger RNA from Tachysurus fulvidraco (yellow catfish), 2536 nucleotides. RefSeq names its product free fatty acid receptor 2-like. The record is from RefSeq and is a predicted model, not a curated record. NCBI's taxonomy places the organism in Eukaryota, Metazoa, Chordata, Actinopteri, Siluriformes, Bagridae. Gene Ontology annotation, molecular function: G protein-coupled receptor activity. Gene Ontology annotation, biological process: G protein-coupled receptor signaling pathway; cellular response to fatty acid. Bases 220 to 1257 code for a protein of 345 amino acids. Gene Ontology annotation, cellular component: plasma membrane. The transcript is spliced from 2 exons.